This is a messenger RNA of Racocetra persica, 363 nucleotides long. The record is from the annotation of a GenBank genome assembly. NCBI's taxonomy places the organism in Eukaryota, Fungi, Glomeromycota, Glomeromycetes, Diversisporales, Gigasporaceae.
AUGACUGAGUCAAACUUAUCAAAGAGUGACCUCUUAGAAAUAUGCAGUAGCUUAGGUUUAUCAACUGAAGGAAAUAAAAUAGACCUAAUCCAAAGAUUGAAAGAAAAUCUCAGCGUAUUGGAUAUAAACCCUGAAGGGUGUACACAGACCCUAAGAGACCUAUUACAAACCGAAAAAUGUACCACAUGGGGAAUACCCUUGGACAACUUACCAAGAAAUGUGGAGAAGUUACCAGAUUGUCAGUCACAAGUGGAUAGAGAAACGAAAAAGCGGAAAUCACUUGCAGAAGAAGACAUCUCAAGUUCCUUAGAAGAUAAGUUGUUGCUAGGAUUUGAAAAAUUAGAAUAUGCAUUGUUAAACUAA